Molecule: messenger RNA, 1969 nt
Organism: Sodiomyces alkalinus F11
Lineage: Eukaryota; Fungi; Ascomycota; Sordariomycetes; Glomerellales; Plectosphaerellaceae
Product: meiotic mRNA stability protein kinase SSN3
Exons: 2
Coding region: 178-1626 (482 amino acids)
Biological process (GO): protein phosphorylation
Cellular component (GO): nucleus; mediator complex
Molecular function (GO): cyclin-dependent protein serine/threonine kinase activity; RNA polymerase II CTD heptapeptide repeat kinase activity; ATP binding
Source: RefSeq, a predicted model, not a curated record
CCGGAAACAAGGCACACACCCCACCCCCUCAGUCAUUUUGGACGAUAUUUUCUGGUAAUAGGAAGGAAGGGGUCAGAUCGGCAGAAACGGAGAACGGAUCAAACGCAAAGGAGCAGUGGGGCGGGGCGUAACAGCAGAAUCAGGCGGGGAGCGGUAGUUUUGAGAAGAGGGCUCGCCAUGAGCGGGACGAAUCCACCGUCCACGACGUCGCAGGGACCAGGACCGGGCUCUGUGUCCACGAGUGUCCGUACUGGCACCUUGAAAAGGAAUACACAGGUGGCUUUCGAAGACCCGGCCGAGCGAGCUGGUGGCCAAGUUGGUUACCAACCCAAAGUUCGCGUUGCUGAGAGAUAUAAAGUGGUGGGAUUCAUUAGUAGUGGCACGUAUGGACGUGUGUACAAGGCCCUCGGCCGUCAAGGCCAGCCCGGCGAGUUUGCAAUCAAGAAAUUCAAACCGGACAAGGAAGGCGAGCAGGUGGCUUACACCGGCAUUUCCCAGAGCGCGAUCAGGGAAAUGUCUCUUUGCAGUGAGCUGAGUCACGCAAACGUUAUCAGGCUUGUCGAGAUCAUCCUCGAAGAUAAGUGCAUCUUCAUGGUUUUCGAGUACGCCGAGCACGAUCUUCUCCAGAUUAUCCAUCACCACACUCAACAGCCGCGGCAUCCUAUCCCCCCUCAAACCGUCAAGAGCAUCAUGUUUCAGCUGCUCAACGGCUGCCAAUACCUCCACUCCAACUGGGUUUUGCAUCGUGAUCUCAAGCCGGCUAAUAUCAUGGUCACAUCCGCUGGUGAGGUGAAGAUUGGCGAUCUCGGCCUCGCCCGUCGCUUCGAUAAACCCCUGCAUUCUCUCUUCAGCGGCGAUAAGGUAGUCGUGACAAUAUGGUAUCGCGCACCUGAGCUCAUACUCGGCACGCGUCACUAUACCCCGGCGAUAGACAUGUGGGCCGUGGGCUGCAUCUUCGCCGAGCUUCUUUCUCUGCGUCCGAUUUUCAAGGGGGAAGAGGCGAAGAUGGAUAGUAAGAAGACCGUCCCCUUCCAGCGUAACCAGAUGCAAAAGAUCGUCGACAUUAUGGGUCUCCCCACCAAGGAGCACUGGCCACUCCUCACCUCGAUGCCCGAGUACUCGCAGCUCGCCACUAUGCAGCCUCCAUUGGCUGCCUCCGCCCAUUAUCACGGCCACCCCGGCCACCAUCAUCGUUCCCAUCGCUCCAGCUAUGCACACCCUGGCAGCUCCAACCAUGGUGCCGCCCAAGGACCUCAUGCCCACGGCUCGUCCCUCGAGAAGUGGUACUGGAGCACCGUGAGUCAGGGCGCUGCGACGACCGCUGCGCAGGCGUCCAAUUCCGCUGCGCCCCUCGUGUCCCUGGGCACCGAGGGCUACAGGCUGCUCGCGAGCCUGCUGGAAUACGACCCGGACGAGCGUAUGACGGCCGCCAAGGCCCUGCAGCACCCUUUCUUCACCACAGGCGACCGCCUCAACUCUAGCGCCUUCGAGGGUUUGAAGAACGAGUACCCGCAUCGCCGGGUCAGCCAAGACGACAACGACAUCAGGACAAAUAGCCUGCCGGGUACGAAGCGGAGUGGGCUGCAAGAUGACUCUCUGCGACCGGCCAAGAGACUUAAGGAAUGAGGAAGAGCGAGAUUUGCCUUAUCGAUGUAUUUGUAAUGGGUUUUAUUUCUUCAUUUGUUUUGUUCCUUUCCUUUCCUCGUUCGUCCAGUUCUUUACUUGGUAAUUGGGGUUUGGGAUGAAGGUGCUGGGAGGGGCUGGGAGGCGUCAUUACUGGGUAUAUAUUCCGAUGAGGGUAUGUUGUGGUUUCGGUCUGGCGUCGCGGGCGUCGGUAGAUACGGUUAGACAAGCCUUUUUUCUACGUUCAAGAGUCGUUCCGAGUCAAUACAGCGCAGAAGCAAAAUAACCGGAGGGGAAACCGCUUCUUCUGUAGGACCUAGUCAGGCCAACUUUUUUUCCACCAGGC